This is a messenger RNA of Cryptomeria japonica (Japanese cedar), 929 nucleotides long. RefSeq lists its product as uncharacterized. Bases 85 to 654 code for a protein of 189 amino acids. Lineage: Eukaryota; Viridiplantae; Streptophyta; Pinopsida; Cupressales; Cupressaceae. The record is from RefSeq and is a predicted model, not a curated record. The transcript has 2 exons.
CAGCCAUUAUCAUUUCUACAAGUAUUCCUCAGCUAGUUCUUAUUGUGUAUAUUUGGGGCUGCCCUCUAACUAUUACAAGCUGCAAUGGAGUUGAAUUUGGCAUUGAGUUCUCAACGCAGAAGAAGUUUUAGACGUGGCCGGCCUCGACUUGAAGGAUUUUGUGGCGAUGUUAGAUUGAGAGAGACUCGCUGCUCCUACUUUCUCAAUCUCAUCCUUCCAGGUUUGAGCACAGAUGAAAUAGAGGUGGAGAUGGAUAAGGAGCGGAGUGUGAUAUUACGUGGGGAAAGUUAUUGCAAAGAGGUGGGAAUGCUUAAGUGGAGGUGGCGCCUCAUGUCUAAGGGAAGAACUCCUUUCAAAAUUCCAGAGGAUGUCAACGUGGGCGCCACAAGAGGUAGCUUUGAGCGACACAUUUUGCAUCUUGUCAUGCCCAAGUUCAGGCAUGGCAAAUUCAGUCCUUACCAUGUCAUUCACAUUCAUCGAGAUGCCCACCAAGUGAAGGCACAAGCUGCUUCAUCUCCGGGUGCUGUGAAAGCGGACACAAUCUGUUCUUCUACGAGCUCUCUGUCAAAUGCCCAGGAAAAAAUGCAACAAUAUCGCAGGACUAGAAGGAGAAGUAUAAAGAAAAUCACUGCGAACAGCCAAAAGGUAGAAUAGUAAAUGAAUUUGUUCGUAGAUCCCAAACAUUCUUUGUAAAUAAAAUACUCAAUCUUGCUUUGGGAUAUCAACCAAUCUUUGUAUAUAAAAUACUUAGUCUCGCCUUGGGACUAUGUCUCCAAGGAUGUCUCAAGCAUGGGAUAGUCCAUGCCUGAAUUGUAAAUUGACCCCUGUACAAGUAGGAAAGCCUUUGCUUGUUCCCGAAGCCCGGGAAGAAAAAAGUCAAGUGUAUUCACGUCUUUGUAUAAACAUGUAAAAAAAUGUUGUUUUUAAAA